Molecule: messenger RNA, 2371 nt
Organism: Stegostoma tigrinum
Lineage: Eukaryota; Metazoa; Chordata; Chondrichthyes; Orectolobiformes; Stegostomatidae
Gene: gatb
Product: glutamyl-tRNA(Gln) amidotransferase, subunit B
Exons: 13
Coding region: 12-1628 (538 amino acids)
Biological process (GO): glutaminyl-tRNAGln biosynthesis via transamidation; mitochondrial translation
Molecular function (GO): glutaminyl-tRNA synthase (glutamine-hydrolyzing) activity
Source: RefSeq, a predicted model, not a curated record
UGUGAAUCAUCAUGGCGCUGCUGCUAGUUAGUCUGUGCGCAUGGUGUCAGAGAGCGCUCGCGAAUCGAACAGCGAACCGUUUAACUGUUGUCAGAGGGAGCGCGGGUACUGCAGCAACAAGGGAUGGUCGCAGCAAAAGCAAAUGGAUGGGAGUUGUGGGAUUGGAAGUCCAUGCUCAGUUACGUUCCAACUCCAAAUUAUUCUCCGGGUCCCAGGUUGAAUUUUCAGCACCUCCAAAUUCAUUGGUUUCAUUCUUAGAUGCUUCACUUCCAGGCACGUUACCCGUUCUUAACAAACACUGUGUCGAAGCAGCUGUGCUGACUGGUUUGGCCCUAAACUGUACCAUUAAUAAGAAAUCCAAGUUUGACAGGAAGCACUACUUCUAUGCUGACUUGCCGGUUGGCUAUCAGAUUACACAGCAGAGAUGUCCAGUUGCCAUCAAUGGAAAUCUUGCAUAUAGUCUUUAUGUUGGGAGAAACCGAGACCAUUUGAUAUCUAAAUUGGUGAGAAUUAGACAAAUCCAACUGGAGCAGGAUAGUGGCAAAAGUCUUCAUGAUGAUGCAAGAACCCAAACGUUAAUUGAUUUAAAUAGGGCAGGGGUUGGCUUGAUGGAGAUUGUUAUGGAGCCAGAUAUGUGUUGUGGCGACGAAGCAGCAGCAGCUGUUCGGGAACUUCAACUUAUCCUACACACACUUGGGACAUGUCAUGGAAAUAUGGCAGAGGGACAGUUAAGAGUUGACGCCAACGUUUCUGUGCAUCAUCGUGGUGAGCCAUAUGGUGUGAGAGCAGAAGUGAAGAAUAUUAACAGUGCCCGAUUUUUGGCAAGAGCAAUCGAUUAUGAAAUUCAGAGACAGAUUGACAUCUUGGAGAAUGGAGGGAAAAUAUUAAAUGAGACCAGAGCAUUUGAUUAUAAAACCGGGCAGACCAUAUCUAUGAGAGACAAAGAAGGAAAGCAAGACUAUAGGUUCAUGCCCGAACCAAAUUUGCCUCCACUCGUUAUUUAUGACAAUGAAAAUCUAUCUACUAAUGUGAAUCCUGAACAAGUGGUGAAUAUUGACCAAAUUCGUGAGCUGCUACCUGAGCUACCUAACGCUAAAAGAAAAAGACUGGUGGAAAAGUACAAUAUUCUUGCUGAACAUAGCUUCACAUUAGUGAAUGAAGAUGGACUUGUACAAUUCUUUGAAACUGUUGUGGAACAAACCGAAGCUAAUCCAAGGAAAGUGAUUGGUUGGAUCCUUAAUGAUUUCCUAGCACUCUUGAAACAGAAUAACCUCCAUGUAAACCAAAGCCCCAUUAGCCCUUCUGCUUUGUCAGAAUUGCUUAACCUCUUAGAAAAAGGGUUUAUAUCUUCAUCUGCAGCAAAGCAAGUAUUUGCUGAACUAUGGAAAGGAGAAGGGAAAACUGCAGUCCAGAUAGUUGAACAGAAGGAACUGGGGCUGAUUCAAGACCACAGGAAACUAGAGCAAAUCUGUCAGUGUGUUAUCGAAGAUCAUCCCGUAGAGGUUUCUGAAAUACAACAAGGAAACUGGAAAGUGUUAAAUAAACUUAUUGGCCAGGUUCAGAGAGCAACACGUGGCCGGACUGCCCCAACCCUAGUGAAAUCUAUUUUGGAAAAGAAAUUAUCCUGAAAGAAUGGAAAUCAAGACAAAGCAGAGCUGUUUUAGUUCAGCAGUUACAGGAAAUUGAUCAAAAUUGAAAUUUUACAAGUGUUAUCUUAACCUGUUAAAAUAACUGAAUCACUGACAAAAUCUUGAGACGCAUUCAUUUAUUUGUCCACAAGGUUGAAUGCCCCUUCAUUUUUUAAGUGUUUACUCUUGUUAAAAAUCUAUCCUACUGGUUGCCUGCAGUAAUUGCACAAUUCUGCCUCAGUAAAAUGAACAUGAUUAUUUCACAAUUCAUACAAUUGACUUGCAAUCUGUCAGUAAAUCAUCAUGUAAAGUACAACUCAUACUAAAUGUAACUUAUUGAUUGAAACUAUGAUCCAACAGGACAGUCCAGUAACUUACUUAAAUGUAGGAACAAUGGCUGUUAUUUUCUGUUCUUUAUUGAUCAAAUUUACAUGCAGUGGAUUGAAAUGAACGCAAACUCCUGUUCAGAUGUCUGCCUGAGAUUUCUAUAUUGAAAACAUGUAUUUGCACAUUAGCUGUGUUAUGAAAUAUAUUGCAGAUGUGGUGGAACUACUGUUAUGCAGUGUAUGUGCAGUAUCAUUCUAUUCUAAUGAAAGGUCACAGAGCUGAAAUUCUGUUGAAUAUUUACAGUAAUUUCUAUUUAUGAAUGUUAAUUAGUUGAGUUGAGUUUGAUUUGUGCAUUGGAAUGCUUUUUGUAGUAUUGAUGUUCAAUAUCCAUUAAACCUAGACUCAUGGGAUCACAA